Messenger RNA from Acanthosepion pharaonis, 489 nucleotides. NCBI's taxonomy places the organism in Eukaryota, Metazoa, Mollusca, Cephalopoda, Sepiida, Sepiidae. The record is from the annotation of a GenBank genome assembly.
AUGAUCUAUCUAAAACUUCACCGAUAUCCCUCAAUAUAUUUAUCUUGGUCUGUCUAUCUGACAGUCCUUUCUAUCUAUCUAUCUAUCUAUCUAUCUAUCUUAAUUUCUUCAUUAUCUAUCUAUCCCAAUAUUUUGUUCAUUAUCUAUCUAUCUAUCUAUCUAUCUAUCUAUCUAUCUAUCUAUCUAUCUAUCUAUCUAUCUCAGUUUGUUCAUUAUCUAUCUAUCUAUCUAUCUAUCUAUCUAUCUAUGUUUCUUCAUUAUCUAUCUAUCUAUCUAUCUAUCUAUCUAUCUAUCUAUCUAUCUAUCUAUCUAUGUUUCUUCAUUAUCUAUCUAUCUAUCUAUGUUUCUUCAUUAUCUAUCUAUCUAUCUAUCUAUCUAUCUAUCUAUCUAUCUGAUCAAAAUGACAGUGUUCCGGACGUGUUUGUCGACUAUCCUGCUUUAAACAUCAGAGGUAGGACAUUUUUACCAUCGCCUAGUAAAAGGGUUUGA